AUGGCGGCUGUUCGUGGUCCCGGCACGACGUGUCUCGGCGGCAUCGGCACAGUGUUAGGCUCUCCGGCGUGGUUCCCUGGCGGCCUAAGCACAUCAAUGAUGCCCUUCAUCAUCUCCAUGAAUCCUGUUCGCAUCUCCUCGCGGAUGGACUCGCUGAUGCCAGAUGGCAGAUUGCAUGUAGAUAUGACUGGUAUCUCCGCAAGCUUUCUUCACGAUGCUAUUUACGUUCUCAUGCAACCCUCGUACAUUGCUGCUCUUGCAAACAAAGUCGAGCAGCAACAAAAAUUAAUUAGGGCGCAGCAGAGGCAAAUUAAAGCCAUUAAAAAAGAAGUGGCAAAGUUAUCGCAGCAGAGGCGUGUACCUCAGCCGCAGAUGCAACAGCCGCCGCAGAUGCGACAGCCACCGCAGAUGCGACAGGCGCCGCAGAUGCAACAGGCGGCGCAGAUGCAACAGCCGGCACAGGUGCCACAGCCGCCAAUGCAACAGCAGGAGCCGCCUCUGCUGCCGCAGAUGCCACAGCAGCAGGAGCCACCGCAGAUGCCUCAGCCGCAGAUAUGGAUACAGCCGCAGCACCCGCAGCCGUGGAUACAGCCGCAGCAGCAGUUGAUGCAGCCGCAACAGCCGUGGAUACAGCAGCAAACUAUGACGUAUUAUAUAUACGAAGAAAAUGUUUAA
This is a messenger RNA of Drosophila montana, 675 nucleotides long. RefSeq lists its product as uncharacterized. NCBI's taxonomy places the organism in Eukaryota, Metazoa, Arthropoda, Insecta, Diptera, Drosophilidae. Bases 1 to 675 code for a protein of 224 amino acids. The record is from RefSeq and is a predicted model, not a curated record. The transcript is spliced from 3 exons.